This is a messenger RNA of Alosa alosa (allis shad), 1082 nucleotides long. RefSeq lists its product as uncharacterized. The transcript has 6 exons. The record is from RefSeq and is a predicted model, not a curated record. Gene Ontology annotation, biological process: response to bacterium. NCBI's taxonomy places the organism in Eukaryota, Metazoa, Chordata, Actinopteri, Clupeiformes, Clupeidae. Bases 4 to 1044 code for a protein of 346 amino acids.
ACAAUGACAGGCCUAAGCUUACAGCCCAAAAUGAUGAGACAUUUUAUGACAAUUUGUGUGUUUUGCAAACUUUACAUGGUGCAGACAGAGAUUCCUCAGCAGUCUGGACCCUUAACCAGAGCUCACAUUGAUGAAAAUGUUACCCUGGAGUGCUCCUUCUCAGCGCAUCUUAAAUCAAAUCGCUUUUACUGGUUCAAACAGACAGUAGGACACAGACCCUCUAUUGUGGUACAGUCACAAGCGCAUGGUUCCACAGCAUACUCUCAAGGUUUUGAAAAUGGACGUUUCAAACUUGACAAAGGAGGGUUACGCUUCCAUCUGAUCAUUGAAAAUGCUAGUCGCUCAGAUGAGGGAAUGUACUUCUGUGGAAUGAAAUUAUUAUAUGACAUCAUAUUUGGAAAUGGAACAUUUUUGUCAAUUGAAGGUGAGCAGUGGUCUGCUACUGAAAGAGUGGUCCAAGCCCCAAUACCAGACCCAGUUUAUCAAGGAGAUUCAGUGACUCUGCAGUGCACAGUAAGGAUGGAGAAACGAACAGAGGAGUACAGAGUGCUCUGGUACAGAAGAUCUGCAGGAGAAUCCCAGCCAGGUCUUAUUUACUCUCCCACAAACAGGAGCCGCGAGUGUGAGGAUCACUGUGUCUACAGGCUUCCCAAGAGCAAUCUCACUCUCUCUGACAGUGGAGUCUAUUACUGUGUUGUGGAUAUAUGUGGUCAUGUCAUUUUUGGAAAUGGAACAGUACUGGAAAUUAGAUCCUUGGCAUUAUUUAAUACCGUGGUGAGUUUGGGAGCUAUACUGGGCUUAUGCAUUUGUCUUGGACUGUAUCUGGUGUGGCAAAACACAAGAGAGUGUAAGCACUGCAAAGGGAAAUGUGCUCAAGCAGCUGAACCAGCUGAAUCUCCUUUGAACCAAUUUGAAACACAGGGUGGGGGUGCUGACACUACAGUGGUUAAUUAUACAGCUCUUCAUUUGUCAGAGAGGAAACCCAAAGCAGGAAGAAAGAGAGAGACAUUGACACAUGGUGGUGUGUAUUCUGAUGUGCGGUAACAUGAACAACAGGCCUUCUAAUAGAACCUAGCCUAGUG